Neopsephotus bourkii (Bourke's parrot) is the source of this 3951-nucleotide messenger RNA. RefSeq names its product pleckstrin homology and RhoGEF domain containing G5 (gene PLEKHG5). The transcript is spliced from 23 exons. Gene Ontology annotation, biological process: endothelial cell migration; Rho protein signal transduction. Gene Ontology annotation, molecular function: guanyl-nucleotide exchange factor activity. Gene Ontology annotation, cellular component: endocytic vesicle; axon; plasma membrane. NCBI's taxonomy places the organism in Eukaryota, Metazoa, Chordata, Aves, Psittaciformes, Psittacidae. The record is from RefSeq and is a predicted model, not a curated record. Bases 132 to 3404 code for a protein of 1090 amino acids.
CUCAAUGCGGCGCUUGUCCGGACCCCGCGAUCCGCUCUUAAAGCCGGAGCCGGGCUCCCCCCGUUAGUGCCAGCGGUGGCCCCGGCGGGGCGGGCGCGGCUCCGGGGGGCUCCCCCGGCUGCCAGCCCGGGAUGUUCCUGUACUGGAAGAAGCGCGGUGCCUACGAGCUGGAGGCGCUGCCCCCCGGGCUGGCGGGGCUGGGGUAUGGGGCAGUGGAGCGCUUCUCCUGGAGCUCCAGCCUGGACAUCAGCGAGGAGCUCGGGGCCGAGCCGUGCCCACCGGAGGAACCAGUGCUGCGCUGCCAGAACCCCGACUGCUCCGGCGAGAGGAGGGCGGCCAAGGUGUGUCACCAUGCGGAGUGCCGGCGGCUGAGCUGCAGCGGCCCCCUCAGCCUGUGUGAGCUCUGUGACAGCCGCCUGCAUGGCGCCAUGCACUGCGAUGGGCACAUCCGCUUUGACCUGCCCCCGCCAGGCUCCAUCCUGGCCCGCAACAUGUCAACACGCUCAUGCCCACCACGCACCAGCCCUGCUUCUGAUGUGGAGGAGGAGGAGGAGGGACCGGCCGAUAGCAGAGGGGAGCGGAGGAGCUCGGCGCUGAAGCUGCCCAAGAAGAAGGCUCGGCGCCGGCACACGGAUGACCCCAGCAAGGAGUGCUUCACCCUCAAGUUUGACCUCAGCAUCAACGUCGAGGCAGAGAUCGUGCCGGCCUCGAAGAAGAAAUCCCUGGGGGAGGUGCUGCUGCCGGUCUUGGAGAGGAAGGCGAUCGAGCCGGGCAGGGUGGACGUGUACCUGGAGCAGUCGCAGACGCCGCUCUCGCUCCAGUUCGAGGCGUUCCGCUUCGGGGGGCACUACCUGCGCGUGAGAGCCAAGCCCGGGGAUGAGCUGAAGGUGGAGCAGGCAGUGCAGGGAGCCAGGUUGGCCGCUCUGCCCAUCGGGCACCCUGCCGGCGCGGCGCCAGGACAACGGGAGGGCGCUGACAGCCUGGUGAGUCCAUCCUGGGGGCAUCCACACGGGGACCGUGGGGCAGGAGGCAGCCGGGGCUUCUGGGGACACGGCCGCACGGCUCCGGGCCGGCGGAGGAAGAACAUGACGGAGUUCCUGGGGGACAGCAGCAUCCCCAGCCCCGAGCCGUCCCCGCACGCCGGUGGCUCCCUGCCCGCCAAUGGCACCGAUACCUGGAAGAACCGCGCCGCCAGCCGCUUCAGCGGCUUCUUCGGCUCCGGCACCAGCGCCGGCUCCUUCGGGCGGGAGAGCGAGAAGCUGGAGCAGUUGGCCAGCCGGCUGCACGCCUACGGCACCUUCGGGCUGCCCAAGCUGCCGCCGCAGCUCCGCUUCGACCGCGACUCGUGGGAGGAGGACGGGGACGAGGCCGGGCUGGCGCUGGAGGACACUUGGCAGCAGAUCAUCCACGGGGCAGAGGCCCUGUCGCGCCGGCAGUGCCACCAGCAGGAAGCCAUCUGGGAGCUGCUGCACACCGAGGCCACCUACAUCCGCAAGCUCAAAGUCAUCACCGAUCUCUUCCUUUGCUGCCUGCUGAACCUGCAGGAGUCGGGGCUGCUCUGUGAGGUGGACGCCGAGCGGCUCUUCAGCAACAUCGGGGAGAUCAUCCGGCUGCACCGGGAGCUGUGGCGCGGAGUCAUGGCCCCGGUGCUGGCCAAGGCGCGCAGGACCGGGGCGCUGCUUGACCCUGUCGACUUCCUCGACGGCUUCAGGACGUUCGGGUCCCUCUUCAAGCCCUAUGUGCGGUACUGCAUGGAGGAGGAGGGCUGCAUGGAGUACAUGCGGACACUGCUGCGGGAUAGCGAGCUCUUCCGUGCCUAUGUGACGUGGGCCGAGAAGCACGAGCAGUGCAGCCGCCUGAAGCUGAGCGACAUGCUGGUGAAACCCCACCAGCGCCUCACCAAGUACCCGCUGCUGCUCAAGUCCGUGCUGAAGAAGACGGAUGACCCACGUGCCCGCGACGCCAUCACCGCCAUGAUUGGCUCCGUGGAGCGCUUCAUCAACGACGUCAACUCGCGGAUGCGCCAGCGGCAGGAGCGGCAGCGCCUGGCCGCCAUCCUCAGCCGCAUUGAUGCCUAUGAGGUGGUGGAGGGCAGCACGGAUGAGGUGGAUAAGUUGCUGAAGGAGUUCCUGCGGCUGGACCUGACGGCCCCCAUCCCCGGCACAUCCCCGGAGGACACGCGGCAGCUCCUGCUCGAGGGCAGCCUGCGGAUGCGGGAAGGUAAAGACAGCAAGAUGGACGUCUACUGCUUCCUCUUCACCGACCUCUUCCUCAUCACCAAGCCCCUCAAGAAGGCUGAGCGCACCAAGGUGGUCCGGCAGCCCUUGCUGGUGGACAAGGUGGUGUGCCGCGAGCUCAGGGACCCGGGCUCCUUCCUCCUCAUCUACCUGAACGAGCUGGGGAGCGCCGUGGCUGCCUACACAUUCCAGGCCAGCGGGCAGUCGCUGUGCCGCGGCUGGGUCGAGGCGGUGCGCAACGCCCAGAACCUGCUGCAGCGGCUGCGGCAGCGCCGGCGCCUGGAGGAGCAGGAGGAGGAGGAUGGGGACAGCGAUGCCUCGGCUGCCAGCUCCCCAACCAUCCUGCGCCGCGGCAGCGCCAGCCCCGACUCGCAGCGCUGCCCAUCCGACGGCUCCACCGAGACCCUCGCCGUGGUGGCCACGGACGGCGGUGACGCCCUCUCCUCCCCGGACUGGGACACGGGGCCCUUCAGCUCAGCCUCGGACGGCUCCUCCAUCGGCACCAGCCCCUCCAUCAGCGCCGGGACCCCCACCUCCUCCGAGACCCCCCCCCGGGAGCUGCCUGCGGGUGCCCUGCCUGUCCCCCUGCCCCAUGGCACGGCCUCCCCAGCCAGCGGCUGCCGCUCGUCCUCCAUCGACAGCGCCUACGGCACGCUCUCCCCCACCUCCCUGCGGGACUUUGGCCAGCAGCCCGAGGAGGGGCGCGAGCCCCACGCUGCCCCCCCAGCCCCACGGCCCCCCUCACCCCGGCUGCGCCGCCAGACCCCGGUGCAGCUCCUGCCCUGCCCCGCCAGGGUGCUCAAGUCCAAGUCGGAGGCCAACCUGCCCCAGCUCCUGUGCCCCGGCCCCCCGGCCCCCCUCAGCCAGAGCCGCAGCCUCUCUGACCUGUGCCCUGGGCCCCCCCGGACUACCCCGCACCAAGCCCCCGGCCCCCCGCCCGCCCCCAGCAGCAGCGGCAGCUCCACCUCGGAGCUCUCGGAGCCGGAGGAGCCGGCGGAGCGCCCGGUGUCCCUUCCGAGGGAGCUCGGUCACAGCCCCCUGCCCGCUGCCCGCCGGACCCUCUCGGACCCGCAGUCAGCACAGCACCGCAAGCUGACGCUGGCGCAGCUCUACCGCAUCCGGACCACGCUGCUGCUCAACUCCACGCUGACCGCCUCGGAGGUCUGAGAGCCGCCGCAGCGGUGGGGAUGGAUGUACGGCUGCGCUUCCAACCGGAGCGGAACGCUGAGGCCGGGCGAUGGGAGGUCGCGCCAGUGGGGACACGGAUGGGGAUGCAGAUCAGUCCCCUCAGCGGGGACAUAGCCUGGGCACAUGGCACGGGGCUGCCUGCACCUCCUGGGGGCAGGGACAUGGCUCAUGCCAAUCCCUCCUCUGCAGGGAUGAGGGUUGCCGGUUGGGGCCCAGCUGCCCCACGGUGCAUCAGACGUGGGGGGGCGAGGAGGGGGUGAUGACGUUGGUGCUGGUGAGUGGGGAAGGUGCUGAGAGGGCUGUGGCGCCGGGGGCACGGUGCCGAGGGCGCGCAGGGAGGAGGCUGGGGCAGGAGGGGAUGGCGGUGGACUGGGGCGAGGUUUGCCCUAUGGGGCUGGGAUGAUGGCAGCGGGUGGCAGCGCCUGGGACCCGAGCGUGGGAGCCGCGGCGGUGGCCGGAGCACCGGCUGCUGUCCCGUGCUGCGCUCCGUGUCCCGGCCAAGCAAUAAACCCAGCUGGUGCACGCU